UACUAUGUGCCAGGAACUAGAAAUCCAGUAAGUGCAAAAGCAGAUUUAGGUCCUCCUUUCAUGAGUCUUAGAAUCUAGUAAAGAGAUACAAAGAUCAAAUCUUCAUGGAAACAAAUGUAAAAGGACAACUGUUACCAUUUUUUUUUUUUGUAGAGACAGAGUCUCACUUUAUCGCCCUGGGUGGAGUGCUGUGUUGUCACACAGCUCACAGCAACCUCCAACUCCUGGGCUUAGGAGAUUCUCUUGCCUCAGCCUCCAGAGUAGCUGGGACUACAGGCUGGCUAUUUUUUGGUUCUAGUUCAGCUGGGGCUGGGUUUGAACCUGCCACCCUCGGUAUUUGGGGCUGGCGCCCUACUCACUGAGCCACAGGCGCUGCCCACCGUUUUUUUUUUUUUUUUUUGAGAUAUUGUCUUACUUGUCACCCUUGGUAAAGUGCCAUGGCAUCAUAGCUCACAGCAACCUCAAACUCUUAGACUAAAGUGAUCCUCUUGCCUCAGCCUCCCAAAUAGCUGGGACUUAGGCACCUGCCAUAACUCCUGGCUAUUUUUAGAGACAGGGUCUUGUUUUUGCUCUGGUUGGUCUCAAACUCCUGAGCUCAGGAAUCCACUUGCCUCAGCAUCCUAGUGCUACCAGUUUCUAAAGGCCUGAAGACCAAAGGGAGCCCAUGAUGGUGGGGGUGGGAGGACAGAGGGAACGGAUUGCUAGUCUGAGAGAUAAUCCAGAAGGAUGCUCUUAAGAUGUGAGUAUUGGGUGAAUGACUGCUGCGUGUAGAAGCUCCCUGUGAAAAGGUUCAUCUCAGGAGCUGGUGGGAAUCCUAGCACUCUGAGAAGCCUGGGCUGGAGGGUCACUUAAGUUCAAGAGUUAGAGACCAGCCUGAGCAAGAGUAAGACCUCAUCUCUUCUAAAAAUAGAAAAGCUAGCCAGGGGUUGUGGUGGGUGCCUGUAGUCCCAGCUACUCAGGAGGCUGAGGCAGGAGGAUCGCUUGAACUCAGGACUUUGAGGUUGUUGUGAGUUAGGCUUACUUCAGGGCACUAUAGCCUGGGGCAACUGAGUGAGACUGUUUCUCAAAACAAACAAACAAACGAAAACACAACCAUGGCAUUAUUGGAUAGGGUAAGAAAAGUCACUGAAGUUUGUGGGGGGUGGCACUGGGGGCGACAGAAAGGAGAUAGAUAGUCAGGUUUAACAGAAUAUGGGCCAACGCAUCCUUCAAAGAAAAGAUUAAAAAUGCCUUCUCGAUUCCUCAACCUUUGAUCGCUGGUAAUUUCUCCCUCCCUCCCUAGCUUUGUAACCUAGGUAGAAGAAACUCAAGCCUCCCGGGAGUAGGACGUGCCCUUUCUCUUCCGGCUACUGAAGUGCCCCGUGGCUUCAGACAAGGUCCUACGCUUCCUCGAGCCUCAGUUUCCCCAGCUGUGCAGAAGCAGGUUGUCUCUCAGGGCCCGCCCAGCGCUAACGCAACGUGAUUCGCUCCGGCAGGAGCGGGGGGGCUGCCCGCAUUGUUGCGCAGCCAGCCGGCUUGCUGGCCCGGACGCUGCCACCCGGCUGCGGGCGCUUUCCUUCAGGCUGAGGGCUGCGAGAGCUGGUGGCGACGCCAGACGCUGCGCAGGAAAAGUGGGGAGCUCGACCCCUGCCCGCGCGGGCGCCGCGCGGCCCCGCCCCCGCAGCCAGCGGCCCUGCGGCAGCCCCGGGCUCGAGCUCCGCCCUCUGCCUCCCGCCGGCCUCGCUCCCGCCUCCCUCCUCCCUCCCUCGCUCGCUGGCUCCCUCCCCCCGGGCCGGCUCGGCGCUGACUCCGCCGCACGCUGCAGCCGCGGCUGGAAGAUGGCGGGGAACGACUGCGGCGCGCUGCUGGACGAAGAGCUCUCCUCCUUUUUCCUCAACUAUCUCGCUGACACGCAGGCUGGGGGAUCUGGGGAGGAGCAAUUGUGUGCUGAUUUUCCAGAGCUCGACCUCUCCCAGCUGGAUGCCAGUGACUUUGACUCAGCCACCUGCUUUGGAGAGCUGCAGUGGUGCCCCGAGAGCUCUGAAACUGAACCCAGCCAGUACAGCCCCGAUGACUGCGAACUCUUCCAGAUUGACAGUGAGAAUGAGGCCCUCCUGGCAGAGCUCACCAAGACCCUGGACGACAUGCCUGAAGAUGACGUGGCUCUGGCUGCCUUCCCGGCCCUGGAUGGUGGGGAUGUGCUAUCCUGCCCGCCAGCUUCACCUGCCUCCUCAUCUGCGCCCUCCAGCCCUGCCCUGGAGAUGCCCCCGGCCCCAGGGCCUGAGGUGGAUGAGCUGUCACUGCUGCAGAAGCUCCUUCUCGCCACAUCCUCCCCAACGUCGAGCUCUGACACCCAGAAGGAAGGGAUUGCCUGGCGCCAGGCAAGCCUCAGGUCCAGAAGUCAGCGGCCUUAUGUCAAGGUAGACAGCACCCAAGACAAGAAGGCCCCCCUGACACAGCCUCAGAGCCGAAGUUGUACAGAGCUGCAUAAGCACCUCACCUCAAAAGUCCGCUCCCUGGAUAGGGGCCCACAGCUGCCACCCUCCUGCAGUCCCUGGCCCCCUGCCAAGGAGGAUGAGGAGCCGGGUGAGGACUGCCCAAGCCCCCAGCCAGCUCCAGCCUCUACCCGGGACUCCCCAGCGCCAGCCAGGGCAGGCCCCGAUGCCCAGGUCCCCCCGGAGGACAUGCAGGCUAUGGUGCAGCUCAUCCGCUACAUGCACACCUACUGCCUCCCCCAGAGGAAGCUGCCAGCACCCCAUCCCUGCAUUGGCCCCUCCACACGGGUCAGGCCCCAGCCCCGGCCCCAGCACUCCUCCAAAGCCUCCUGGGCCGAGUUCUCCAUUUUGAGGGAACUUCUGGCUCAAGAUGUCCUCUGUGACGUCAGCAAACCCUACCGCCUGGCCACACCUGUCUAUGCCUCCCUCACACCCCAGUCGAAGCCCAGGCCCCCCAAAGACAGCCAGGCCUCCCCUGACCACCCUCCCCUGGUGGAGGAGGUGAGAAUCACAGCUUCACCUAAGAACACCGGGCCCAGACCAAGCCUGCGCCCACUGCGGCUGGAGGUGAAAGGGCGUGUCCGCCGGCCUGCCAGGCUGCAACAGGAGGAGGAGGAGGAAGAGGAAGAAGAAAAGGAGGAGGAGUGGGGCAGGAAAAGGCCAGGCCGAGGCCUGCCGUGGACUAAGCUGGGGAGGAAGCUGGGGAGCUCCGUGUGCCCCGUACGGCGCUCACGGAGACUGAACCCCGAGCUGGGCCCCUGGCUGACGUUUGCUGAUGAAUCCCUGGUCCCCUCAGAGCCCCAAGGUGCUCUGCCCUCAUCGUGCCUGGCUCCCGAGGCCUACACCAUUGAGGGGGAGCUGGGUAGCCCCACAGACAAGGACAGUGGCCGAGACCAGCAGCUUCUACGGGGACCCCUGAUUCCUGCCCUGGAGAGCCCCUGUGAGAGUGGGUGUGGGGACACAGAUGAGGACCCCAGCUGCCCACAGCUCCCUCCUAGAGACUCUCCCAGGUGCCUCAUGCUGGCCUUGUCACAAAGCGACCCUCCUUUUGGCAAGAAGAGCUUUGAGCAGACCUUGACGGUGGAGCUCUGUGGCACAGCAGGACUCACCCCACCUACCACACCCCCGUACAAGCCCACAGAGGAGGACCCCUUCAAGCCAGAUAUCAAGCACAGCCUGGGCAAAGAGACAGCACCCAGCCUCCCCACCCCAGAGGGUCUCCAGCUCGGGGCCACCUCAGGGCCUGUCCACAAGCUGCCAAAGAAGCAUCCAGAGCGGAGUGAGCUGCUGUCCCACCUGCGGCAUGCCACAGCCCAGCUGGCCUCCCAGGCUGGCCAGAAGCGCCCUUUCUCCUGUUCCUUUGGAGACCAUGACUACUGCCAAGUGCUCAGGCCAGAGGGUGCCCUGCAGAGGAAGGUGCUGAGGUCCUGGGAGCCAUCUGGGGUUCACCUUGAGGACUGGCCCCAGCAGGGUGCCCCUCCAGCUGAGGCACAAGCCCCCAGCCAGGAGGAAGAUGGAAGCUGUGAUGCUGGUGUCCCACCCAAGGACAGUAUGCUACUGAGAGACCAUGAGAUCCGUGCCAGCCUCACUAAGCACUUUGGGCUACUGGAGGCCGCCCUGGAGGAUGAAGACCUGGCCUCGUGCAAGAGCCCUGAAUAUGACACCGUCUUUGAGGAUAGCAGCAGCAGCAGUGAGGAGAGCAGCUUCUUCCUAGAGGAGGAAGAGGAGGACAAUGAAGAAGAGGACUCAGAGGUCAGUCCCCCUCGCUCUGACCACUGCCCCUACCAGAGCCCACCGAGCAAGGCCAGUCGGCAGCUCUGUUCCCACAGCCGCUCAAGCUCUGAUUCCUCGUCCUGCCGCUCCUGGUCACCAACCACCAGAAGGAACUUCAGAUGUGAGAGCAGAGGGCCGUGUUCAGACAGAACGCCAAGCGUCCGGCAUGCCAGGAAGCGGCGGGAAAAGGCCAUUGGCGAAGGCCGCCUGGUGUAUGUUCGAAAUCUCUCCAGUGACAUGAGCUCCCGAGAGCUGAAGAGGCGCUUCGAAGUGUUUGGCGAGAUUGUAGAGUGUCAGGUGCUGACGAGAAGUAAGAAAGGUGAGAAGUACGGCUUCAUCACCUACCGGUGUUCUGAGCAUGCGGCCCUCUCUCUGAGGAAUGGCGCUGCCCUGAGGAAGCGCAAUGAGCCCGCCUUCCAGCUGAGCUAUGGGGGGCUCCGGCACUUCUGCUGGCCCAGAUAUGCUGACUUUGAUUGCAAUUCGGAAGAGGCCCUUCCUGCAUCAGGGAAGAGCAAGUACGAAGCCAUGGAUUUCGACAGCUUACUGAAAGAGGCCCAGCAGAGCCUGCAUUGAUAACAGCCUUAACCCUCGAGGAAUACCUCAAUACCUCAGACAAGGCCCUUCUAAUAUGUUUACGUUUUCAAAGAAAUCAAGUAUAUGAUGAGGAGAGCGAGCGAGCGUGAGAGAGACUUGAAACUACUGUCCUUUUAAAAAAAAAAAUCAAUGUUUACAUUGAACAAAGCUGCUUCUGUCUGUGAGUUUCCAUGGUGUUGACGUUCCACUGCCACAUAGUGUCCUUGCUUCCAAUGGGUUGUCCUGGGUGCGCCUUGGAGUGCUGGUCAGUUUCCCGUUGCCCCUUCCUGCCUUCCUGAUUGACUUCCUCUUGUAGACUUGCAGCUGUGUUCACCAUACCAUUUCUUGUCUGUAGUGUGUGGUGAUGAAAUUGUUACUUGUGAAUAGAAUCAGGAUUAUAAACUCCUUUUUAAUUGAUGAUAAAAAAAAGUAUAUCCUUAAAAUAAUGUAUUUAUGGCUCAGAUGUACUGUGCCUGGGAUUAUUGUAUUUUGCUUCCUUGAUUUUUUAACUAUGCACUGGCAUGAGGUGUUUGCCACUGAGCUGCUCUGCUCCCCUUGCCAGAUUGCUCUGCAGGUGCUGGGCGGCUGGUAGGCUGGUCCCCAGGAAGGCGUGGCCUACAGCCACAACGAAGAGCUGUGGAGAGAGGUUUCCAGGCUAUUUCUGUCAAGCCCUGCACCGUCUCUUAUUGAGCUAGUUUGGGUCACAUUACCCUGAGAGUCCCCAUCUUGUGCCCAGCUCACACUUAGAGUGGGUGCCCAUCUAGUAGACCUUCAAAUACCUUGGAAGGAUGUUGGGGCAAGCUGCAUUAUUCCCAUUUUCCAGAUGAGACUGGUCAUGCCCAGAAAGGCAAACGACUUGUGCAAGCUCCCAUAGCCAGUGAGAAGACUGAGCAGUGACCCAGACCAGGUCUUCUGGUUCCUGGUCCCAUGCUUUUACAGUAGCUGGGGGAAAGAUGCAAAGAUUCGGGGACUGAAAGAGAUGAGUUUGGCUAAAUUGAGCACCAGGUUAGGAGCCUAAGGGCUCAUUUCAGGGGAUAAGUCAACAGUUGACUCACCGGCAUCAGGUGAAUUUAAGCUCUGGCGUGUGCCCUGGGUGCACCAUCAGCUUCCAUCCUGAGUAGUCCUACAGUUUACCUCCACCUAUGGACACAACAUCAUAGCUUCAGGGUACACCCGGCAGUGGUACAGAUAGAUAGCCUGGGAGCAAUCAUCCUUUUGGGGCCAACUGCCAAGACAUCCUACUCCCUUCAGCUAGUCUCUUGUCUUGAGAUUUUCCUUGUCUUGGAAAAUUGUUUUUGUGGUGUGAGACGGGGGAGCCAAGAGGAAGAUGUGAGGGUCAGGGAUAGAUGAGACAAUCUAGCUCCCCUCCAACUUAGAAAACGUUCUGUUGGGCUUUACUUUAAACUUUGUGUUCUUAAGUGAUGUCAAAGCCAUGCCCAGCUGGAUGUUCUGCAGGUGCCUUGGGGGCUAUUUGUGAGGUGGCAGGGUAGAGUGCAUUGCUUCUGCUUCAGACAGAGCAGUUCCUCCAGAAGUCUUUCAUGCAUUAGGGUUCCUUGGAGGAAUUUUUGUAUUAAAAAAAAAGUCCUAUUGCUUAAAAAAAUGUGAAAGUGACUCAUUAAACAAAACAAGCUAAUUGAGUAUAUUGCUAAUGCGAAGCUUAGUUCUUUCAGAAUUGGUAGUUGAUUUUAUUUUUUUAAGACUAUCAAAUACCUCAGUAGGUAAACUGAGCCCAUGAUCUUAUCCUGGAUGGUGAGCAUAAUCCCAGCCAGUAAGUAGGUAAGGUUGGUGGAGAUAGGCUUUCUCAGGGAUAGGGAAUUUGAGCUUCUGUGUGUCAAGUCCAUUGACCUCUCUGGACCCUUUUCUGUGAAAUGGACUGAGGGGCAGAGUAGGCAAGAAUUAGCCAACAGUCUUAGCUUCUGCAAAGGCAGUGUCUAGCCCAAGCUGGCAAAUACAUAGCACAUGUGAUACUAUUCCCAGGUCCCCAGGCCAAUGCAGACAUGAGUAAUUGAUCACAGCAGGUUCUUUGAGCCUAAUAAAAAUCCUCAAUACAAUGCUCUGAGAAGCCAUUACUAAUUGAUUACAGUUUAAUUUCUUUGAUAUGCGGGUCUAAUCUUUGAAAGGUUUCCAUCAAUCAUAUAGAAACAUGCUAGCUGGGUCUCUUGCUAGCUCAUCUCUAUUUUUCAUGAGAGAAAACUCCUAAAGCCAUUCAUUGGCAUAAGACUCCCGAUACUACUGUGGCACACAGUUCCACUUGGGUGGGCACAGUGGUGGUGAUGGGGUAGCGGAAUAGCAGACAGGAACAUAUUUGGGAAAGGCAGAGCUUAAGGAGAUGGACCAAAAAUGAGACUUUCCAUAGCACAGACCUACUCAUUCAGAAUUCCUUUAUAGCUAUUCACUGCCUAGCACACAGUAGGCACACAAUAAACAGUUAUGGAAUGAAGUAGAAUUUUAAUCCUUCCACUGCAGAUUUCACCCUGCGGAAGCCAGUAGGAAAAAGCAGAGCACUAGCUUCAGAGUCUGGAUAGCUGGGGGGAGUCCCAACUUCACCAAGAAUUUACUUUGUUAUUUAGGUAAGUCCCUUCUCCUCCCUGGCUUCAUAGUGCUGGAGGGAGUUGAGUGAUAGGAUUUCUAAGCCCCUCCUGUUUGCUUCUUCCUUGACUGUGUCUGGCCAGAGAGCCUGCCUUGAGCUGGUAGUACUUCAGGGUAAGAAAAUGCAGAUUUUUAGUGAAGAAUAAGUCUCUCUCCUUGACCCCUUUGGGAUCAGUUGAAGUUGCCCUUUCAUGUCAGAUUAAUCCAGGGCACUUGAAGUUACUUAGGUUUUGGCCCUUGUGCAGAGCAGAAAUAUCAGGGCAUUGGGUCAUUAUGUGCCUAAUGUCAGGGCUUGUGGCCACUGAUAAGAGCACCAAGCAGUCUCUGCUUGCCAUCUCAUACAUAAAAGGCUUCAAGUUCUCAAAUUGACCAACACUGCAGAUGACCUCUAUCCAGAAGGACUCUUUCGGUGCUGUGAUUACUUACCACGGAAACUCCAAGGUCUCUCCAGCAAAAUUAGUCAAGCUUUGUCUCUUUCCUACCAAAUUAAGGGGUAACCCAGAGGGAGCAGCUGCCAUUGGCAACCAUCUCGCUGUAGCUCUGUCCUAGUGUUUGCUCUUCGAUGAUGUUUACAUGUGAUUGCCAUAAAAGCUUACUGUAGACUGUGUUGAUAGCUUCCCGCGCUGGGCAGGUUGUGCCGUCCAUCUCUGUGCUGUGCUGGUGUUUCCCAAAGAUGUCUGAUCCAACCGCUAAGUGGAAUUCUUCCAUCUCCUUCCUCAGUCUAUACAAGGCUGAAUCAGAAUCCUCACUCUCGGGGGCUCUGGUUACUGAAGGAAAAUGCAUCAAAAAGGUAAAGAAUAUGAGUGGAUGGAGUGCAGCUAAGAACCACCCCCACCCCCCCUUCUCUCCUUUUCUGGCCUCGCAACCUGAAAAUGUCUUUGAGUCAAAAAAUACCAGUUGGGUCUGCAUCUACCUUGAGAUCUCACAGAAUCGAGUGUCAUAUGUGCCUAAGAGAGGCAGGAGGAGAGGGGAGGAAUGAUCUGAGCCAUCAUAAAGACUCAGUCCUCAAGUCCUGACAUGGGAAAAGACACAGUGAGAUAGAUGUCAUGCAUUGCCAAAGCCCGUGCUUGUUGGUUCUUCUAGAACCUAGGCAUAUGCAGUAUGCCUGCUAGGGCCACUGUGCGAUGGCAAGCAAGGGGGAAGAGGAAGCAUGACAGGUAAGUCCUGCAUGGACAACUUGGUCCACAGUCCAUCCUAGGCCUUGAGUUCAGUUGAAAUCUCAGUGGAGCCUGUAGUUUGAGAGACAGCUUAUCCCAAAUGUGAAGCAGAAUGAACUUAGAGCAUGGGUUGAUCUGACUUAUUGAUGUCAAAAUUACAGUAUUUUUCUUAGCAUUUGAGAUUUAGCAGCUGCCCACCAUUUGGGGGAGCCCUAUGUCCCAGUAUCAGAUAUGAUAAAGGAAAGAAAUUAGAUGUGAAAUAGCAAAGAAAGUGAACCUAAUGGUUUCACUGGCCAAAGAAUAGAGACCCUCUCACUUCUUCCCACUAGGGCAGAAGGAAACUGAUUAGUACUAUGUGCAAUAUGGUAAAGUUAGUCCCCAAGUCCCUGAGGCAUUUGCACACAUGGAUGGUUCUUUUUUUUUUUUUUUUAGAGACAGAGUCUCACUUUAUGGCCCUCAGUAGAGUGCCAUGGCAUCACACAGCUCACAGCAACCUCCAACUCCUGGGCUUAAGCGAUUCUCUUGCCUCAGCCUCCCGAGUAGCUGGGACUACAGGCGCCCGCCACAACGCCCAGCUGUUUUGCACACAUGGAUGGUUCCAGGGCUGUUGUGGAGUCUGGAGGUACAGGGUAAAUGGAGAGAAAACUCACAUGCACUGAAAAGACCUGGGUAGGGGAGCCUCUGAGAGCUGCUGAUUACCUAGGAAGUAGGCAGAGGCUGACUUUGCAUGAACCAAUGAAAGUACUUGGAGAAAAUCACAACACUUCAGCCUGGAUCCAUGUUCCUAAGCUGGUGAAUGUGGAUCUCCUUUGGCUGUGUGAGGUGCUCUCCCGGGGACUGGGAAAGGGGCUGGUGUGUGAGAAAAGAAAGGACAGACAGGCCUUCCCAGAUACUGGCAGCAGGAAAGCCAGUGCUAGGGCCACGUCAGGAGCCCUAGAAACAGAGAGCCAUGGGUUUGGAUCUCGGUACCCACUUUUGUAGAAAGAUAAAAACAGCCCACCCACCUGAAGUGGGUUUGUGGAGCAAGUCAUUUAACUACAAGCCAUCUUAGUGUGAGAAACCCCAAUGUUUCUUACUUUCUGUGUGACCUUGGGCUCCUGUUUUCUCAUCUACCCAAUGACAGUGUUGACUAUGAGCCCUAAAGUCCCUUGACCUCUGAGAGGCUUAGGUUCCCAUCCUGCAACAUGGGAAUCUAUCACUCCCCUGUACAACCAAAUUCACUGUCUGGCUGUGUCCAGCUUCUGUCCAGGGUAAGCAUUCCUCUGCAAGAACCAACCAGCCACAGCUUCAACCCCACAUGGUCCUUACUAAGUUGCCUUAUACGAGGAGGCCAGCUCCCCAAGACAGAUCUAAGCCAUAGUUUCUCGUGGGGAUGGUGAGGAGGGAAGCCCCCGGUAGACUAGGUAGUGAUGUGGAGCCCCACAUCAACCUGUCAUCGUGCCCACCGAACAGCUUUUAAUCCGAAUGUUGUGGCCACUUGGCUGUUAUGUCUCUGGUUCUCAGACAAUACUAGCAAUACACUUGUUUUUUUCCAAACAGCUUAACAUAGGCACUUUUUACACAUUUCUUUCAAAAGAUUGUAAAACAUAUGGGGCAACAGGAGGCAUCGAUCACACUGCAUAUGUUUAGGGCAGCUUUUGUGGUUUUUUUUGUUUGUUUCUUUCUUUCUUUAAUGGUAUAGCAGCAGUGAUUGAGGCUUCGGGAUUUGUGGGGGGACAGAUUUUCACUUUUUUUUUUUUUUUCAUCACAAUGCCCUGCACAUCCAGAAAGAGUACAAAAAUCCUACUGCCCAGCUUUGGGGCUUGGGAAAUAACGUUUUGUAAGCGGUCAGUCCUGGACUAUACAACAACCCUCCUCAAAGGGGUCUUUAUAUAGCUAGAACCCCCUCUUUGCUAUAUUUUUUUUGUCAAAGGAUUCUCCAAGGAAGCCUUAAAAAGCUUCCUUUCUCACUUUACCAGCCUUGCUGAUGGGUUACUUGUGGAGGGGAUUGGUCAGUCUCCACCUCAGCACUUUGCCUUAUCAACAUGUGUUUGCCAUCUAGUGGCCGAGACUGUAUCCACCAGCUGCCAAGAUGGAAGGCAAAUAAAUCAUUUUGGCCACCUUGCUGUCCAACGCUGUGGGAAUGAAAUGUCAUGACAUGAACAAACUGUGCGUUCAGAGCCCAGCAUGACACUAGGGUCAAAAGACUCCAGAAGCAACUACACAGGCUCUCACGCACACUGAGAAAUGCACUGCUGUCCUGUGGGCAAAGGAGACAGGAGAGGCCCUGCAUCCAGGUACCCGGGAGGGGUUUGCUGUAACUGCAAUACUGGCAGCCCAGCUGCUGACCUUGUUCAGUGAACCUCUGCUAGGUAGCCUGCAUUAUACCCCUGGGGCAUGUGAGGAGGUUGGCUGUAAGGAUUCUGGGGCAGAGGGCCUAGCCAUGACCUAUGAUAUGGUCCACCAAAUAGCCAAAUAAGGUUUUUUGUUUGAUUUUUUUGUUUCGUUUUGUAUUUUGUGCUUUAAAAUCUUGUCAAAUGCUUUUGUGUUAGGAAUAAAAAGUCAUAAACUAUUCUCAACUUUGUUUCUUGAAGGAUAUUCUGAUUCUGAUGGAAACAGGUUGGAAAACUCUAGGGGAGCGUGCUCUGGGUGGUGUGUGGAACAGAGAAAUGGACCACUUGGAUUUCCAGAGGGUUUCUGGGGAAGAUGGCCAUCCAGAAGUCCAGCUUAGUGCAAUCUGCUCUGGAAAUACACACCCACCCCCCUCACCUCCUUGUGCCAUGAUAUUAGCAUUGGCUUGGAGCAUCUGCUUCUGCCAGAGGCGGCUGCUAAUUAUGAAACCAACACAAGAUCCCUCUUCCCAACCCCAGGUUUCUAGAGAAGGUGUCUGUGGCUACCCUUAAUCAUGGGCAGAGUGGUCCCUAUGGUCCCUUCCAGCAUUUGGAACCAUAUCCUAUCCAUAUCCAAAUCUUGGACUCAAAUCCUUUUCUCUUGGUGUGAACAUACAGCCCAGAGAAUUCUGAGCAAUAGGAGCCCAGGCUUCCCCUGGCUCUGAAACAGGGUCAAACCAGGGAAUGGCUAAACUUGUGAGGUUUUGUCAUCCCCAGGGGUACUACCAUAGGGGGCAUUAUUUAUUAGGAAGCUCGAUAAGGUAAUUACAACCUGGGGUGUAUGAGUGUAAGGCUGUGUUUGUGUUGUAUGUAAGUGUAGGUGUGUGUGCAUGCACACAGGUGUCUGUGCUUGUGUGUGUGUGUGGAAUUACAUUGAUGCAUUUCUUGAGAAAGGUGCAAGAAUUUCACCUACACAGAGGGACACAUCUGCUUUGUUAUUUAUAAUAGAAAGCUAAAUUUUAAUUUUUUAAAGGACACUGCUAAUGAUUGAGAAUCGAGUUUUUAGUUUUGCUAUUUUUUUUAAUUGGUAGAGGAUUUUUAUAUAUUUUUUCCAUUUUGUUGGAUUGUGUCCUUAUUUAUAUAAAUACUUUAUCUGUAAGAGGCAAGGAAGAAACCUUCUUUGCUUUUAAUUAUUGUGGUUGUCAUUGUCCCUAUUUUAUUUCUGGUGUGAUUUAUCUGUCUUACCUUCUAAAAUGAGAAAAUGUUUUCCUGUAUUUGUACAUUGUCAGAUUCUAUAGUUUCAUAGAUAAUUUAACCAAAUUGCUCUAUGUAUUAUUAUUCUGUGAGUAUAAAGUUCUAUUUUAACGUCUGUAAAUACUUCAGAACUGGCUUCUUUUCUCAAACUUCCACUGGGGAGUUAUUGUUUACAUCACAAAAACUGUAGAAUCUCUUUGCUCAUGUACUGUAAAUAGUGAAGUGAUCUGCUUAUAAAUAAACUUAACAAAUACACUAUGGAGAUUAAAAAGAAAAUACCACC
Nycticebus coucang (slow loris) is the source of this 12412-nucleotide messenger RNA. It is a transcript of the gene PPARGC1B, whose product is annotated as PPARG coactivator 1 beta. Gene Ontology annotation, biological process: positive regulation of transcription by RNA polymerase II. Bases 1818 to 4820 code for a protein of 1000 amino acids. The record is from RefSeq and is a predicted model, not a curated record. Gene Ontology annotation, molecular function: transcription factor binding; RNA binding. Lineage: Eukaryota; Metazoa; Chordata; Mammalia; Primates; Lorisidae. Gene Ontology annotation, cellular component: nucleus. The transcript has 12 exons.